Molecule: messenger RNA, 420 nt
Organism: Babesia ovata
Lineage: Eukaryota; Apicomplexa; Aconoidasida; Piroplasmida; Babesiidae
Product: dnaJ homolog subfamily C member 24, putative
Exons: 1
Coding region: 1-420 (139 amino acids)
Source: RefSeq, a predicted model, not a curated record
AUGGGCCCUGAUGCAUUGCGGGAGCUCGCACGGGCGGCGCGUGUAUUGAAGCUAGACACCACGAGUAAAAUAGAACGACAGGAUCUGCGAUGCUCCUUCAGGCAAGCCGUAAGGGCUAGUCACCCCGACAAGGGUGCUGGGUCGGUUAACGCGUUCAACGAGGUCAUGUCUGCAUACCACAAACUCAAUCGCUACUUCGACGAGAGAGACGAGCAAGCCGCAUACCGGGAGCAGCACCAACGCUCCUUCGGACAACCCGUGUACGACCACGAUAUGGUGUUCAGCGAGCAGGAGAACGCCUACUUCUUCCAAUGCCGAUGCGGCGAACUCGUCGAAGUCUCCACCAUCGCAAUCGCCCUGGGCGUAAAGUCCUACACGUGCGAAACGUGCUCACUGCUGUACACUCUGCAGCGCUCAUGA